UGGGCAGGGAUCGGCCGAGAGUAAAAAAAAAAAUCCUGCUGUAGUGUUUUGUUAGCUUUUUCACCUCAACCUGUUUUUCAACUCCUCGGAAGACGCGCUGGGCUGCCCUGAGUGGUUGAGUUUUGUCUGAUGACGAAGAGACUUAAAAGCGAGGAGGACGGUGAAACAAAGCAAGGCAAGAAAAAUCCCGUUGGAGCCGAAAACAUCAAACUACCUGCUGAGAAGAGGUAGACUGACUGAACUACAACAGAACAUACCAAGCAGAAAGUGGACAGCUGGCGUAUUUUGUGUUAAAUAAGUCUGUCACUUUGACACUAAAAUGUAAAAGAGGAAUUACAGCUGGGGCUUCUUUGUUAUUUUCUUAGGUUCAAGGACGGCUCAAGUGCACCCUCUGUUGUUGGUUUGAGGUUUAUGUUAAAAGAGACCAAUUUCAGUAAGAGGAGCUUUGGUAACCAGAGAUUUGCUACUUUUUUUCCCUGUUGAGUUCUUGGUGUUGGUAUCACAAAGUAUAAAGCCAUACAGAUUAUUGGUUAAGAUGUCACUUUCCAUUGAGUGGCUACGAUACCGUCAUGGAAAAUCAUCUCUCAGUGAAACAUCCGAAAAAACUCCUUUAUUACAUUCCUCACCAGCACCUUGGCAGAAGAAGCGACUUGUCAUUCCAAACAAUGAAAGCAACACCCGGGGCUUACAGGAAAUUACAAGAAGCUAUCUGGGAAAUGAAAUAAAAACUAACAAAUAUUCUGUAUUCAGCUUUAUGCCAAAGAACCUGUUUGAGCAGUUCCACAGGUCUGCAAAUGUAUAUUUUCUCUUCCUGGUUAUUCUCAAUUGGUUCCCACAGAUUGAGGUUUUUCACAGAGAGAUCACUAUGCUGCCCCUGCUAGUUGUGCUUUCCCUAACUGCUGUUAAAGAUGCCAUUGAAGACCACAGAAGAUACAAGUCUGAUGUGCAACUAAAUUAUAAAGUAACUCAGGUUUAUGACAGCACUCUAAAGGAUUAUGUGGAGAAAUGUUGGAAAGAUGUUAGAGUUGGAGAUUUUGUUAAAGUGGUGUGCAAUGAGAUCAUCCCAGCUGAUAUCCUCCUCCUACACUCAUCUGACCAAAAUGGCAUCUGUUAUAUUGAAACUGCAAACCUGGAUGGGGAGACCAACCUGAAGCAAAGGGAAGUCGUGAGAAGUUUCUCCAGAGUGGAAACUCCAUUUCAACCUGAAUAUUUCAAUGGGAAAAUAAUUUGUGAGAAGCCAAACAACGAUCUCAACAGGUUUAAAGGCUAUCUGGAAACACCAAACUCAAAAAAAAUUGGGUUUAAUAAAGAGAAUCUUCUUCUACGUGGUUGCACCAUAAGGAACACUGAAGAGGCAUCUGGGAUAGUGGUGUAUGCAGGUCAUGAAACCAAGGCCAUGUUGAAUAACAGUGGCCCCCGUUACAAACGCAGCAAGCUGGAGAGACGCUUGAACAUUGACAUUUUCUUCUGUGUUGGACUGCUGGUUGUGAUGUGUCUUAUUGGCGCAAUAGGUAAUGGGAUAUGGCAGACGCAAUUCCCUGAGUUGCCUUUAUUUGAAGUUCCAGAUGAAAAUGGCAAUUCCACACCUCCUGCUUUGGCUGGUUUCUACAUGUUCCUUACUAUGAUCAUUUUAUUGCAGAUCUUGAUUCCCAUCUCUCUUUACGUGACCAUUGAGUUUGUGAAGUUGGGUCAAGUCUUCUUUAUUAACAAUGACCUCAGCCUCUAUGAUGAGCAUACAGACAGUCGAGUGCAGUGUCGCGCUCUGAAUAUCACAGAGGAUCUGGGUCAGAUCCAGUACAUCUUCUCUGACAAAACAGGAACACUAACAGAAAACAAAAUGGUAUUCCGCCGCUGCACUAUCAUGGGAACCGAAUUCUGUCAUCAGGAGAACGCUUUGCGCUUAGCUGCCCAUGGAGAAGCAGACUCUGAUGAAGAGGACAGAGCAGCCCCACGCAGGGAGCUCAGGGGUCGACUAAAACAAAAUCACGGCAAGCAAAAUCAGAAGAACCUAAGGAGAUGUCACAGUGCCCGGGCAUACUAUACUGGACAACGAAGGAAGAAGUCCAUUGGACUGGUGGACAGUGAAGUGGCCUUCAGCAGUCCAUUAGAAACUGAUGUAACUCCUGACAAGAAACUCUUGAAAAUUGUGAGAGAAGCCACAGCCCAGAUGGACACCUGGUGUAUGGAUGGACAAGCCUCUGACAGCUCAUAUAUUGAUUUUUUCCUUGCCUUGGUUAUCUGCAACACUGUGAUAGUCUCCACAGCGACUGAGCCCCGUCAAAGGGUGACAGAGCCACCAACGCUUAAGCCUUCCACGUACUCUCUUGAGAAACUACAUUACUUGCUGCAGAAACUAAAAACUGGAAAAAUCAGCCAGGCCUGGACUUCUAAUCAGUCCAACUCUGAUCAGUCCAGUGGAACAAAGAAGGCCCAGGCAAUUGCUGAUGGUACUGAGCCACCCGAGGGCAGUUGGUGUGAAGUGGAGAGUAAUGGUGCCUCUGGGGGUUGUAUUGAGAAGAGCUGCAGCAGUAGAAUUAACAUGGAGAGCAAAGAUGACUCACAAGGCAUCACUGGGGAGGACCAUGUUGGGUCUGAACUUUGCUAUGAGGCUGAGAGUCCUGAUGAAGCAGCCUUGGUUCACGCAGCCAAAGCCUAUAACUUUACACUUCUCUCCAGAACCUCAGAGCAGGUCACUGUACGUCUACCUCAAGGUGCCAUACUAACUUUUGAGGUCCUUCGUACAUUAGCUUUUGAUUCAGCAAGGAAGAGAAUGUCCGUGGUUGUCCGGCAUCCACUUACGAAGGAGGUCGUUGUCUACACAAAGGGAGCUGACUCAGUCAUCAUGGACCUGCUAGAAACUCCUUCACGUGAACAUCCAGAGGAGGAAAAAAAAAUGAAAAGAACAGCAGCAAAGACGCAAAAACAUCUCGACUGGUAUGCAAAAGAUGGACUGCGAACACUGUGCAUUGCUAAAAAAGUAAUAAGUGAGGAUGCAUAUGAACAGUGGUCCAGUUUUAGACUUGAAGCGGAGACGGCCAUUGACAACAAAGAUGAGAUGCUGCUGGAGACAGCUUUGAAUCUAGAGACCAACCUUACUUUGCUGGGUGCCACUGGUAUUGAAGAUCGGCUGCAGGAAGGGGUGCCAGACACCAUUGAGGCACUCCGGGAAGCUGGUAUUCAAAUAUGGGUGCUAACAGGAGACAAGCAAGAAACAGCAGUCAACAUCGCUCACUCCUGUAAGUUGUUAGAUCAAAAGGAUAUCAUCUACACUAUCAAUACCGAUAGCAAGGAGACCUGCGAGUCUAUACUUGAUUGCACUUUAGAAGAGGUUCUACAGUAUGCACCUGCCAGGCCAGCUUCCACUGGUGUUCUGAAUAUGAAUGUAGGUUUCACUUCGCCCCCUGUGGCCAACUGCCCCACAUUCGGCCUGGUGAUUGAUGGGCGAACACUUAGCGUUGUGUUUCAAGGAGAGCUGCAGAUGAAAUUUCUAGAGCUGGCAAAACAUUGUCGCGCUGUACUAUGCUGCCGUGCUGCACCCCUACAGAAGAGCCAGAUUGUCAAGCUGGUGAGAGACAAACUGAAGGUCAUGACACUGUCAAUAGGUGAUGGUGCCAAUGAUGUUAACAUGAUCCAAGCAGCUGAUAUUGGAAUCGGGAUCUCUGGUCAGGAAGGAAUGCAGGCAGUAAUGGCCAGCGACUUUGCAAUUUCACGGUUUGAGUACUUAAAGAAGCUACUUCUUGUUCAUGGACACUGGUGCUAUACUCGUCUGGCCAAAAUGAUUAUCUACUUCUUCUAUAAAAAUGUGGCAUAUGUGAAUCUUCUUUUCUGGUACCAGUUCUUCUGUGGUUUCAGUGGAGAAUCCAUGAUUGACUACUGGAUGAUGAUAUUCUUCAAUCUUUUCUUCACUUCUGUGCCCCCCAUUGUUUUUGGUAUUAUGGAUAAAGACAUUUCUGCUGAGAUGCUGCUUGAUUUACCCCCACUCUAUAAAAGUGGACAGAAUUCAGAGGGUUACAAAUGGAGUACAUUCUGGAUCGCUAUGUUGGAUGCCUUCUACCAAAGCCUUGCAUGCUUUUUUGUUCCUUACUUUACAUACAAAGACUCUGAUAUUGAUGUAUUUUCAUUUGGGACACCAAUUAACACAGUGGCAUUUUUUACCAUCCUUUUACACCUGGCAAUCGAGAUUAAAACUUGGACUUUGAUGCACUGGGCCACAAUGGCAGGAAGCAUUCUGUUCUACUUUGUGGUAUCUCUUGCCUAUUGUGCCACCUGUGUCACCUGCAAUGCACCUUCAAAUCCUUACUUCAUCAUGGAAAUGCAAAUGGCAGAUCCUGUUUUCUACCUAGUAUGCUUUAUUACUCCUGUCAUUGCACUUCUACCAAGGUAUUUAUUCCGAAUAAUGCAAGGAACUUUCUCGCAAGCUCUGGUAAUUGAAGCUCGAAAGCUGGAUAAACUGGAUAAACACAACAAGGAGAAGGUGCUCAGGCAAUGGAGGAUAAACCUGCGGUCCAGUGACACUACUUCCCCUAGGUCCGACAUGUCGUCUCCUCUGUCCCCCAGAUAUAUCACUGCCAACACCAUUAAUCAGGAGGCAUCUUUCUCUUUGGAAACAGACAAUACCAGACAUCCUGGAAAAUGGAAAGUGAAUGGCGCAGACGGGCCACUGCCGCCCCAAUCGGGCCAAAUGGAAAGUGAACACAACUGUGGCCUGGUGGUUACGUCAGAUGGCAAUACUGACACUCCUAAAGACAACUCUGAUGCCUUCUGCUUGGGACAUCAACGCUCCUUCAGCAUAAUGACUAUUUAAUUUAUUAUUUUGUGGACUUUCAUUUUGUUUGUGCAAAGUUGCUAUCGCCUUUUUUUUAACUAAUCCCAUAUUGGGAUGCAAUUUUUUUUUUUAAAGUGGAACAAUGUUUGUUACUAAAAUGACCAACAUACAACAUGCAUAAUAUUUCAGCAUGAUGUAAAUUAUGAGAAGACUGAAUUCUUAUAAUGAAAAUGUUUACAUUUUUUAUGUGAAGUGCAAAAAUUAGAUUUUUUAAAUUUUCUUUAUAUUUACUAUUCUCCUUCCAGCCAUAACCACUGACUUGUCCUCCCUAUUUCUGGUUGUGUGCCUUACCUGCCAAAGUGGCAUCCAUAGGGCCUAGUAAGACAAGUCAACAGGAAUGUUUAUUUGACUUUUUGUUAAAUGGUGCAAUAAGAUAUAAACAGAGCAAUAUGCCAAAGGGCACCACACACAUACACAUGUGUGCAGGCAGGCAGCAAAUCUUAGUUAUCAAUGGGGGUGAAUUAAAUAAAAACAACCACACUUGGCCAUUUGAAUUAUGGUACUGGGGAUGCCUGCCAUGCUUAACUCAGCAGUGCUCAGAUUUUCGACACAUCCCGGUCCUCCUCUCCAUCCUCUUUUUCUUGCACUCAUCCUUUGGACUUGGACAUUUAAAUGAGAUGUGUAGCCAGAAUGAAGGACCAUCCCCUCCUAACUCUAACAAGUCUGGUGACACGAGACUACAUUGGGAUGAGUGUGCACACCGCGCUCUUGUACGGACCGGCUCGAUGAGUGCAUCUCACUGAAGAACUGCUAAGUCAUUUCAGGGCAUGUUAGGCUCAGUUAUGGUGUCCGUUUACAAUCACAAUACUUGAAGUUUUGCUUGACAUCACCGCCACUUGACCACUCACACAUGAAUUAAAUGUGGGGCCUUCACGACUCACUUUUAUAGCCUUGGGUGAAAUUACCAAAGGAAGCUACCUCUACCUCCUGUGCAAAAAAAAAAGAAAGAAAUAUUCUCUGUGAUUUAUAAGUUUAAAUGUAGCAUCUUUCUGCACCAGCAGAAGCUGACUAAGUGUGAUUUCACUGAGGGUCAAAAAGCAAUAAUUGAAAAUCUCAAUUUGUUUAUAUCUGCACUAGGCAUUUCAGAGAGAGAAGCAGGCAUUGUGCCUUCAAAUUGUGCCUUUCUAUCAUUUUUAAUAAUUAAUGAUUACAAAUUAUCGACAAGCAAUGAAACUAUGAAUACUCAGUUUUGCAUCUUUCAGUCAUGAAAAGGUGAGCAGGUUUGGGAGCAUCGCACAGCUUAACCGAACCUACAAGGCCAGCGCAACUUGCGUCUUGGCUCCUUCAAAAAGAGAUUGUGUUUGAGUUGAUUAUUUUAGCCCCUAGUACUAAUAUUUUUUAUUAAUUUAUUGAAUGAAAUGACACAGCUGGAGCAUUCUGUUUUUUUAAGAUGCAGCAGAAAUAGAUUUUCUGGUAAACAGUCGCUUAUUAUCUGUUUGUACGGUGAUACAGUUAAAAAGGAUUACUUGCAGUGCAAUAAUGGGGGCUGCGUCACCCACAUGUUAUGUAAUCUUACAAUGAAGGAACUGAAAAUUCAAUU
Polypterus senegalus (gray bichir) is the source of this 6365-nucleotide messenger RNA. RefSeq names its product ATPase phospholipid transporting 10B (gene atp10b). Gene Ontology annotation, cellular component: plasma membrane. Gene Ontology annotation, biological process: phospholipid translocation. The record is from RefSeq and is a predicted model, not a curated record. Gene Ontology annotation, molecular function: ATP binding; ATP hydrolysis activity; magnesium ion binding. The transcript has 25 exons. Lineage: Eukaryota; Metazoa; Chordata; Cladistia; Polypteriformes; Polypteridae. The coding region runs from base 536 to 4804 and encodes 1422 amino acids.